Amphimedon queenslandica is the source of this 1557-nucleotide messenger RNA. RefSeq names its product ankyrin repeat domain-containing protein 17-like. The transcript has 2 exons. Bases 1 to 1557 code for a protein of 518 amino acids. The record is from RefSeq and is a predicted model, not a curated record. NCBI's taxonomy places the organism in Eukaryota, Metazoa, Porifera, Demospongiae, Haplosclerida, Niphatidae. Gene Ontology annotation, molecular function: protein binding.
AUGAUUACCUGUUGUAGAGAAACAGAUAAUUUAGAAAUAGUUCAAUUAUUAUUAGAAGCUGGUGCUGAUCCUAAUAUUAAAGGUAUGAAUGAGAUAACAGCCUUAGCAUGUGCAGUGAUGUCAGGAAAUAAAAUAAUUGUACAUGAAUUACUAACAGCUGGUGCUAAUAACAUCAACAUUGUAAUGAAUUGGGAUGAUGCAUUAAUUGAAGUGUCAAUAAUUCAUCUGUGUGUGAGCAAGUUAAUGCACAAAAGUGAUUUUGAAUUUGUGCAGUCUCAGUCACUAUCAGAAGUUUUAGCAGAGAAAUAUGAGAACAAUGAGCAGAUUUUUGAAGUAGCAUCAAAAUUCACCGUAGAUGAUACAAUUGAGAUACUUCGCCUGCUACUAGAGGCUACCCCACAACCUGAAGAUGAUCCUGCCAGUUUGAUAUUAGCAUCUCUGAUUGGCAAUGUACAAGCAGUAGAAUUGUUACUUAAAGUUGGUUAUGAUUGUAAGGCACCUUUAUCAUCGAGCAAAUUCUUUUCAGCAAUACUUUCAAGUAUAAUGGAACAAGCACCACUAUCAGAAAAAAUGUUGGAGGUCUCUUGCCCGUCAUUAGUUACUGCAUGUAUUAGAGGACAUUUAGAAGUAGUUAAAGCAUUAUUAAGAGUGAUUCAUGAUUUAAACCAUCAACAAAAAACUGGAGAAACUUUCUUAAUGUUAGCAUGUGAAUCUGGUCACAAGGAUAUUAUACUAACACUACUGGAGAAUGGAGCAGAUACUAACACUACUGACAGUAAAGGUAGGACUGCACUGAUGCUUGCUAGCAUAAAGGGUCAGAGUGAAGCAGUUGCUCUUCUACUAAUGACAUAUAAUACUGAUUCAUCAGUUAGUGAUAAUUAUGGAUCUACUGCCCUCUGUUAUGCUGCAUAUGGUGGAUGCACUGAAGAAUCGAUCAAUUUAUUAGCAGAGAAUAUAAUUAUCACAAAUCGUCAAAAAGACAUACUGACUGCUUGUAUAUCAGAUGAUAUCACAUUAUUUGUUCAAGCUAGACCUAAACAAGCAUCAAGUGACUUAUGUGCACCACUGAUAGAAUCCACUGGUCUCACUCCUCUUAUGAUAGCUGCUUCCUGUGGCAGUGAUGGAGUAGUACAAACAUUACUACUGGUACAUGGAGCUGAUGUUAACCAACAAGAUACUUACUUAUAUUACUCUCCUUUGCUGUAUGCAGUACAAGGUAGUAAGUCAAUUGUCCAGUAUCUAUUAGACAGUGGUGCUAAUGUCAAUGAUAUUAGUAAACAGGAGGAGACACCAUUAGAUAUUGCUAGAGACAAAGGAUUAAAUGAUAUAGCUCAGCUAUUGGAAAGUAAUGGUGGGAAAACAUAUUCUUCACUUAAAGCUAUAGUUGAAAAAGUCACUGAACAAUUAAGAGCAAAGCAAAAAGCUGAAGUUCUACAAAAAAUAUCAAUGCAAUUCUCUCAAAUGCAGAUGCUUUCUACUGCUGCCAGUAUGAGGGAAUCAUUCCACGUACCAUUAUUUACAAGUAUACCAAUCCUCCCUACCAUAAUGAUAUCAUAG